AAGGGGUAAAUUUAAAAAGAAAGGCUAGUCACAAUUCACCCUAAAAAAUUUCGAAUUUGUCAGCACGUUAUAAGCUUAAAUUCUUUUAAACUACUGCAGUCGCAACAAGUCCAGAUCACCAUAUGUUUGAUUCGGUAACUUUAUAGCUAGUCUCAUUUUGCGUUAUCUGCGUGCUCAGCAGUGAAUAGAUCAAAAAAUGUUUGCGUUGAAUUUUUUACGCGUGUCAUGCAAGUACACACGCCUUGCUUGUACACAGAAAUUUAAUGGUUGCCUAACCCAAAGCGAAAGGCAAUUGUAUGAGUCAAAGUGUUGUAUGAUAAAAUGUCCAACUUUUCAACUCCGAAAGAAAAGUGAGCAGAAGAGGCGACAAAAAGCCGAGGAAAAGGCCAAAGAAAAGGCCAAAAAGGCUGAAAGUGCAGCACCACAAGAAGAGGGAGCCAAGAAGAAAAGUGCAGUGAAAGAAGAAGAAAUCAGCCCCAAUGAAUAUUUCAAGCUUAGAAGUUUAGCUGUCCAGCAGUUGAAGACAACCAGCACACCACCCUACCCACACAAGUUCCAUGUCGACACUUCUCUGCAAGAGUUCAUUGACAAGUUUACUUACCUUGUUAAAGAACAAUCUUUGCUCGACCAAAAUCUGAGUGUCGCAGGUCGCGUCCAUGCAAUUCGAGAAUCUGGGCCUAAACUUGUGUUCUAUGUCCUUCAGAGUGAGGGAGUACAUCUUCAAAUCAUGGCCAAUUUGCAGUCUUACGAGUCCGCAGACUUAUUCUACGACGACUUGGCUAAAAUUAAGAGAGGAGAUAUUAUCGGCGUGAAGGGUUAUCCUACCCGAACUAAAACUGGGGAACUCUCGAUCGUUCCACGCAAAUUGGAGCUUCUCUCCCCGUGUCUUCACGCUAUGCCCCAUUUCUAUGGCUUGAAGGAUAAGGAAACCCGCUUCCGGCAACGCUACUUGGACCUUAUUGUCAAUUCGGACGUGAGAAAGAAGUUUUACGUUCGCUCUCAGAUCAUCUCUUACGUCCGCAGAUUUCUCGACAACAUGGGAUUCCUCGAGGUCGAAACGCCCAUGAUGAACAUGAUUGCCGGAGGUGCUGCCGCUAAGCCCUUUGUCACGCACCACAACGAUCUGAACAUGCAGUUGUUCAUGAGAAUCGCUCCCGAAUUGUAUCUCAAGAUGCUUGUGGUUGGCGGCAUCGAUCGAGUCUACGAAAUUGGACGACAGUUCCGUAACGAAGGCAUCGAUUUGACGCACAACCCGGAAUUCACAACAUGCGAGUUCUAUAUGGCAUAUGCCGAUUACAACGAUCUGAUGGAUGUCACGGAAGCCAUGAUUGCCGGUAUGGUGAAGGAAAUCCACGGCACCUACAAAAUCCCAUACCACCCAGAUGGUCCAACUGGCCCUGCAUUUGAAAUUGAUUUCACUCCGCCUUUCAGACGCCUUCGAAUGUUCCCCGAUUUGGAGAAGGCCACGGGAGCCAAAUUGCCGCACCCGACUAAGUUAGACCUGCCGGAAUCGAGGAAGCAAUUAGACGAUUUGUGUGUCAAGCACCAAGUCGAUUGCAGUGCACCUAGAACCGCCUCCCGAUUGCUGGACAAAUUGGUUGGCCACUUUUUGGAGGAGCAGUGUGUCAAUCCCACAUUUAUCUGCGAUCACCCUCAAGUGAUGUCGCCCUUAGCUAAAGGCCAUCGCUCGGAGCCGGGACUGACGGAACGGUUCGAGCUCUUUGUGAUGAAGAAAGAAGUUUGCAAUUCCUACACCGAGUUGAAUGAUCCCUUCAUCCAACGAGAGCGAUUUGAGCAGCAAGCCCAAGACAAAGAAGCCGGCGAUGACGAAGCCCAAAUGAUUGACGAAACGUUCUGUACUUCCCUCGAAUACGGACUGCCGCCUACCGGUGGUUGGGGAAUGGGAAUUGAUCGGAUGGCUAUGUUCCUAACGAACUCAAACAACAUAAAGGAAGUCCUUCUUUUCCCCGCCAUGAAGCCGGACGAUCCCAACAAGCCCAAAGAGGAGGUUGCCGAAGCGCCAGCAGAAUGACCUCUUUUAGGUUUAGAAAUGUGAACCCUGCCAUGUCCGGUUGAAGUUAAAAAAAAAAAUACACACGGCUGCUGGUUCAUAAAGGAAA
Molecule: messenger RNA, 2120 nt
Organism: Daphnia pulicaria
Lineage: Eukaryota; Metazoa; Arthropoda; Branchiopoda; Diplostraca; Daphniidae
Gene: LysRS
Product: lysine--tRNA ligase-like
Exons: 9
Coding region: 197-2032 (611 amino acids)
Biological process (GO): lysyl-tRNA aminoacylation
Cellular component (GO): cytoplasm; aminoacyl-tRNA synthetase multienzyme complex; cytosol
Molecular function (GO): ATP binding; tRNA binding; lysine-tRNA ligase activity
Source: RefSeq, a predicted model, not a curated record